CAGACAAUAAUAUUAAAUAUUAUUAAUUAUUAAUUUUAAUAUUUUUAGACAUUUAUAUGAAAUCUAAAGUGACGAUUUUUAAAAAUAUUUCAAAUUUAACAAGUGAAUAAAAUGAGCAAUCAAAGUUCAGCGGCUAAAGUUGGUGAGAUUUUCAGUGCUGCAGGUACCGCAUUCAGUAGAUUAGGCGAACUAACAUUGACAUUGCAACCCACAAAUGAUACUCCUACACCCAACAGCAAAUGGACUGAUGACGACAUAGAAAUGUUACAAAGUGCUGUAAAGAAAUUCACAGAUGACCUAGCUAUUAUCUGCGACCAAAUCAAACAGCGAACAGUAUCACAAAUACAUACAACGCUCAAAAGAAAAUCUUAUGAGAAUCGAGCAAUCAAUCCGGCUGCAUUGACAAGAACACCAAUGUCCUUAACAUCACCAAUUACAACAAAUAUACUUAGUACAAAAUGUAACUCUGCUGAUGUGACAUUAAACAUGUUAAAUGCACCUCAAGAACAUAAUUCUGGUUCAGACGAUAUUUCUAGUGAAAAUAACCGGCAUAGCUUCAAUUGUGGUGUUGAUAUUGAAUAGUUAAGAUCAAAUUCUAAACAGAUAUACCAGACAUACCAAUAAUUACUUAAAUUAAAAAGUUGUGUUAUCAAAUUACUUGAUGGUUACUCAUUUAAUGGUCUCUUUUUUCUCCAUAUUAGAAGUAUAUUUAUAUUAGGUACUUCCUUAUUUUCUUUCUUUUAUUUGUAUUUUUUUUAUGUGUAUUUGUCAUUUUUAUUUUUAUUUAUUUCAUUGUAUUAUUAUUUAUCAUGACAAAAGAACAAAAUUAAUUACUUGAUAUAUAAUUGUUGCAUUCCUAAAUUUGCAAGGAUAUAUAUUGAUUUUUAUUUCAUUGUUCUACAAAUCAAUACAUAUUAGAAUUGAGGAUAUUGGUACUCAAUUAAGCUUAAUUUAAGUCAAAUUAUAAAAAUAAAAUGUAUAUUUAAUUUUUUUUUAAUUAAUGAAAGUGUAUUUAUAAAUUUUUCUUAAAUCUAAAUUAUUUUAAAUGUACGUAGUUAUAAAUUAUAAUAGGUAGUAAAAUUAUUGUUUCUAAUAUUAAUAGGUCUUUGUAUGUAUACUAUACAAUAAGUGAUAAAUAAAAUUUAAAACAGUAUU
Messenger RNA from Myzus persicae (green peach aphid), 1155 nucleotides. RefSeq names its product chromatin complexes subunit BAP18. The record is from RefSeq and is a predicted model, not a curated record. The transcript is spliced from 4 exons. The coding region runs from base 112 to 582 and encodes 156 amino acids. NCBI's taxonomy places the organism in Eukaryota, Metazoa, Arthropoda, Insecta, Hemiptera, Aphididae. Gene Ontology annotation, cellular component: MLL1 complex; NURF complex.